AUGGCUAAGUCCGCUUUGCCACCAUUGUUCGCGGUUCCAUUAUGUUCAUUCACUAGUGAAGGACUAAUAGAGAAUAUGUACGGUGUUGCAGGUGUUGGUAUUCAUGCUUUUCAAGAGUUUGAAGGUGUUAAGUCUAGCAAAAAGUCUUCAGUCAAAUUAUUCAGUGUAGAUUUUGCUACAGGGUGUGUUUCGACCCUGUUUGAAGUUAGAGUUGACCCCAAGUUUUAUUGGGAACAAUACUUAGUUCGUUAUUUCUUGUCUCGUCUCAGCACCAAUGAUCUCGACCGGAUUUUCAAAAGCCUCGACAGAAAGAGGGAAGGUCACGUGAGCAUUUUUGAGCUGCAACAACUUCUUGAUAGAGUUGGAAACCAUGCAACCCUAGAAGAGCUGCAGAUACUUGUGGGAUCACCAACUCUUGAUUAUUUUGAGUUUUUCUUCUUCUACGAGUCUGUAAUACUUCCGAAAAUAAGUGAAAAUAAAGAAGGAAAAUAUGACGGGUUGGAAAGUGACUUGCUUGAGGCCUUUAAGGUUUUUGAUAUAAAUGGGGAUGGAUUUAUAUCAUCUGAAGAGCUUCAAAGUGUGUUAUUAAGAUUAGGGUUAUGGGAAAAUUGUAAUGGGGAUUGCAAAAAUAUGAUUAAAGUCUCUGAUAUAAAUUCAGAUGGGGUUCUUGAUUUUGAGGAGUUUAAGAAUAUGAUGUCCCUUUCUGAUUCUUCCAAGGGUUUAUUGUAAAAUAUUGAGCUUGUUUUGACUCUCUCUCUC
Olea europaea var. sylvestris is the source of this 759-nucleotide messenger RNA. RefSeq names its product probable calcium-binding protein CML44. The record is from RefSeq and is a predicted model, not a curated record. The transcript has 2 exons. Gene Ontology annotation, molecular function: calcium ion binding. The coding region runs from base 1 to 729 and encodes 242 amino acids. Lineage: Eukaryota; Viridiplantae; Streptophyta; Magnoliopsida; Lamiales; Oleaceae.